AUGAAGGUCAGUGGUAAGAUCCCAGCCCUCCAGGGCACGCACCCUGCAAACCCUGACCGGCCCCCACCCCGGCCCCGGCCACAGGACCCGGGCAGUGAGGCAGGGGAAGCCCCAGCCACUGCCGGCUGCGAGGACACAUACCUGCUGCCGGGGCUCGGGAUUCGCUCGGCUCUGCAGCGGCACUGGCCGCGGCUCGCGCUCCGGAGGCUCCCCUCUGCGCCCCCUCCCCGCCCCCUCGCGGCCCCACCGCUCCCUCCGCCCCUCCGCCCACCGCGCUCGGGGGCGCGCUCGGGGCGCGCGCGCGACCUCGCGCCGCCAGCUUGCCUGGGGCCGCGCCUGCGCCCUCGCCUCCCGCCGUCCGCGCGCGCGGGAGGCUGCGGAGGGGCCGCGCGGCUGUCUAGGAAACGGCGGCCCUGGCGGGCAGGGCUGGUGGCGGGAGCCGGGCAGGGGGCGGGGAGUCGGCCGCCACCGGGGCCCGAGCGGAGCGCGCCGGCUUCGUGGUGUGGAAGAGAUAGAGGCAAACCAGAAAGCAAAAAGCAGUUUCUUCUCUGCAAUCUAGGAGAAAAGACUUUCCCUCAAGGACAGAUCAGAUGCGUUGAAAAUUAUACAGGAGCUCGUUGUGAAGAGAUUUUUCUCCCAAGCUUCAGCAUCCGAACUAAAAGUGACCUGUUUGCAGCUUUCGUGGCAUUGGCUAUUCUUCUAGGAACUUUUAUCAUUGGAGCCAUCUACUUCCUUUGCAGGAACGGCCACCUUCAGAGAGCCAAUGUAGUCCAGUAUGAUAUCAACCUGGUAGAGACAAACAGUACCAGCGCCCACCACAGUCACGGAGAACACUGAGGAAAUAUCAAAGUGAACCAAAUCAUUGCUUCUUUGUUACAAAGGCAGAAAAUGAAACACCAUAAGGAAAACCACCCCUGAGCUAACAUCCAUGCCCAUCCUCCUC
Messenger RNA from Equus quagga, 943 nucleotides. It is a transcript of the gene NRG4, whose product is annotated as neuregulin 4. The transcript is spliced from 6 exons. The coding region runs from base 1 to 837 and encodes 278 amino acids. The record is from RefSeq and is a predicted model, not a curated record. NCBI's taxonomy places the organism in Eukaryota, Metazoa, Chordata, Mammalia, Perissodactyla, Equidae.